Messenger RNA from Athalia rosae (coleseed sawfly), 5133 nucleotides. RefSeq lists its product as uncharacterized. Gene Ontology annotation, molecular function: stretch-activated, monoatomic cation-selective, calcium channel activity. The transcript is spliced from 4 exons. The annotation marks the transcript as partial. NCBI's taxonomy places the organism in Eukaryota, Metazoa, Arthropoda, Insecta, Hymenoptera, Athaliidae. Gene Ontology annotation, cellular component: plasma membrane. The record is from RefSeq and is a predicted model, not a curated record. Gene Ontology annotation, biological process: calcium ion import across plasma membrane.
GAUAAUAAUAUUAAUAAUAUUAAUAACAAUAGCAACAGUAAUAUUACUAAUAAUAAUAAUAACAACAAAACCAACAACAACAACAGCAGCAACAGCAGCAGCGGCAGCAACAGCGGCAGCAACAAUAGCGAAAAAGAUAUUAAUCGUAACAAUUGUAGAAAUAACGAAAAUAAUAAUAAUACGGGAUCAGUAUUAAGGUUGAAAUUUUUUACCUUAUAUAACGUUGAAGACGAUGGUGCGGGUGCUGAGGGUGGCAACGGUCGAGGCGAGGGCCAAGUUAUAAACAACAAUAAAAUCAAGAAAAGUAUAAAAAAGCCUAAAAAAGCGAAAGGGAAAAGGAAUCCGAGUUCGAAGAGGAAAAAAUCAAAGAAAAAGGAGGAGAAGGAGUUUGUUGAGGUGGAUAACGAGGAGGAGGAGAAGAAGGACGAGGCUCAGGUUCCUCAGGUUAGGAGGGGGUCCGAUGCAGAGCGAAAUUUAAAAACUUCAAAACGAUUCGGUAGUAACAACAAUAACAAUAACACUAGAAUCUUCGAAGAAUUAUUUAGGACCUGGAGGUUCCGCCAGCUGGUCUUCUUGCUCUACCUUCUCGCCCUGCUCGUACAGCUGCCUACCGUUAUAUGCGCGACGAAGGCGGGCGCCCCUUCAACCGGGGAUCGGGGGUCCUUCGCCGGGAAUAAUUACAACAACAAACAUCCGUUGAACAGCUCCUCUUUCAACGAUAACAAUUACAACAACAAACUGAUCUCGUCGUCGUCGCAGCGAAUCGGUCCGAUAAACUCCUCGGAGAACGAUUCGCCGGGUGAGAACAAGGGCGCGAACAAGGACAAGGACAAGGACGAGGUGAAGGACAGGGAACGGGGUCACCCGUACAAGGAGUAUUCCUGGGAGGUGAACCAAAUAAACCCUUGGCUUUCGGCAUGCGAUCUGGCGGGUCCAGCGCCGGCCGAUCUUCAGGGGAGUUGCGGGCCCCCCGAGACACCGAAGAAUUGUCCCGAAGCUUGCGGCAACGGUAGGCAGACGAGAACCAAGGACAACGGCAGGCGUACCGAUCGCGAUCAUUUCUUCGCCGUGGUCAGCCAAGCAGCCGGCGAUCACGACGACGACGACGACGACGACGACGACGAGGUAACGACGAAUAACGCGAAUUCGAACGCGGAGAAGGGAGAUAAAUUCGAGUCGAGAUUUUACCGGUCAGACUUUGGCGGCGAUAACGAUUUCGUCCAAGGAUCCGAAUCCGGAGGAGGGUCGCGGGCGGCGCCCGAACAGUGCCUUUAUUACCUCGAGGAGUCGCACAAAAAUGACAUAUGUCGCAACGGUUUCGGCAACGACAGUUCGAAGAAAUUUUCAACGGUCAGGGAGAAUCGUUACAGAUAUUUGAAGGGGCUGCGCUUGAGACAUUGUUGCGAACACGCCGCGUUGAACGCCCUGGCACCCGGCGAAGGAGGACCCCUCGAGGAAGUACUCGGUGGUAACGAAGGGUGCAGAUUAGCUAUCGGAAAAUUACUGGCCGUCGACGCACUCGCCGCUAGAUUACACUGCGAAUUCGGCGAAGUACUCGCCAGAUACGAUUGCGGACAACCCUACUCCGUCAUAUACAACUGCUCACACUGCAAGGAGGCGUAUAGAAGAUGGGUGUGCAGCUCUCUGGUGCCUUACUUUGCUCACGAUGAUCCCGCGCCGCGCAACAAUAACGAGGGAUUGUCGAUAGUACCCGAUAAUCCCAGUAUGGGAACUGGAAUGCGGAUACGACCGUGUCGAUCCUUUUGCCAAUCGGUUGAGCAACGCUGCCCCUAUUUACUCCCGGGGGAUCGGGCCCCGGCCUAUCCGACGCAAUACGCCGGCGAGCCGACCUUCCUGUGCAGAGAUCCGAACAUACCCGAGACCGGUGAGCAGGCCUCGCGUGCUCUGCACGCCGACGAGGGAUGUUGUUUCCACGUGUGUUCGGACGACGAUCCCGGUCUUGGGGUAUGCGCAAAUUGCAACGAACCACAUGUAGAAAUUUCAAUUCGCGGUGGCGACGAACGGAGGGAUCCGUCGACCGCGCCGCACUGCGAACUCAACCCAUCGUCUUCGGGUCACCUUCACCACCAGGUUUCGCCAGGAAGCGACAAGGGCGCGUCGUCCCAGGAUUUGACUUGGAGAAAAACGAUGCAGGGGGAAUAUCCCCCCGUCGGUUCAUCGGACGUCGGAUCGAACCCUGGGGGUGACCGAAACCCGGGUGACGCUUCGAGUUCCAUUUCCAGCGGUAGCUCCUCCUCUUCGUCCUCCUCGUCCUCGUCCUCGUCGUCGUCGUCGUCGUCGUCGUCGUCUUCUGUGCCGGCUUCGAGUUCUUCCGGCACAUCGGCCGCAACGACGACAUCGUCAUCGUCAUCGUCAUCGGGUGCGUCAUUUUGCGGCAGCGGUGGUGUCGGCUCCAUGUUCUCGUCGGCCGCAUCACCGUCGACGCGCGUAUCAACCCCGAUUCAUAUAAUAAUACCGAUAAUAAUAAUAACGUGCGUGUUUAGUGCAUGGGGUGCUCUUAUAGGUUUGUGUUGCACGAUUAAAUUUCUAAUACCAACGUCGUCGUUGUGCCGUAAAACCGCGUCGACGGAUAAGGUCCAGGGCGCAAAGACUCGUCGUCGUUCUUGCGAAAUCGCCAACAAUAAUACCGAUAACAAUUGUCCGCCACCGUCAUUUUCAUCACGCGCGUUAUCGGCAUCCUCGCCAGCAGCGGUAGUAGCAGCGAAAUUAUUAUCUAUUUCUUUGGAAGUGAUAAGAGACGUUAAUUAUUACGUUCGUUAUAAUAAUCGUAGAUUAAGCUGUUGCGUUUUCGUCGCAACGCGGAAUAUUCGAAAAUAUCGUUCACCGCUUCUAAAACGAACGGCAACACAGAGAGCGAGAGAAAAGGCAACGCCAGUGGCGGUAGAAUCAUUGUACACAAUAUUAUUAACGAUACUCAAAAUUACGAUAACAAUAACAAUGCAGAGGUUACACAACUUCUCAGCGAUCAUCGUAACGUUAUUUUUAUUAAUUCUAUCGAAAAUAUUAGAAAUCUGUGACACUUAUUCGAUAACUCGUCUCGACAACAGCUACCGUAACGAUGAAUUAUCGAAUAAUCUUUAUAGCUGGUUAUAUCGUAAUAAUAACAGAGUGAAAAAGAAAAACGAUUACACGGACAAAAACGACAUAUAUUUCUCGUAUCUCAUAAUCAGCAAUAACAACAACAACAACAACAACAACAAAAAAAACAAAAACAACAACAACAGUGGUAGUAGUAUCGGGAUCAGGUGUCCUCCCUCUGUCCUCCUCUUUCACUUUGAUUUCAAUAACCGUAGAACAAGUUACGAUUGUCAGAGUUUGCCGAUUGUCAAGAUUGUGAUUAUUGUUAUUAUUAUUAUUAUUAUUGUCAUUAUGAUUAUUAUUAGUACUGUUAUCAUAUUCAUCGUUGUUAAUGUUAUUUUUUUGAUAGUUACUAAUUAUAAAAUCCAACCCCGUCGUAGUCGUAGACGUCGUUGUCGUUAUCGAUAUCGCGAUCAUCGUUCACCGGGCCGUAAACGUAGACGUAAAAAGAAACACAGACGAUGAUUGUCAUUAAUCGUUAGUAUCGUCAUUAUCAUUUUAGCUGCUAUAUACCUACGUCCUCGUAUUAUAUUAUAUAGGUAUAUCGGUAUAUACAUAUAUGUCUUAUAAUAAAUAUACUGCAUAUAUAUGUAUAUAUAAUUGUUUGCAGCAGUAGCCUUAAAAACGACGUGCACCCAAUUAAUAUUGUAUUGUUAUUGUUAUAAUUGUUAUUGUUGUUGUUUUUUUGUUCUCGUUUUUCUUUAUUUUCGUUUUAUUUUUAUCAUCGGUGAGAUGAUCAUUUACGAUGUUCGAAGAAAAACAAAAUUUAAAUUACGAAUUGAUAAAUCACCCAAACGAAUCCAAACACACGUCGUACUCGAGUAUACAUAGUGACGAAUAAAUAUGAUUAAAAACUAACGGCGAUGAUAACAACCGUAAUUAUAAUAAUAACGACAACAAUACGAACAACGGCAACAAAAUUGAUCGAUUGCGAUCGAUCGACGAACGAAGCGGAAAUAAUAAGCCGACGUCAAAUUAUGAACAUCGUAAGGAUGGAUGAAUGGUUGAAUAAUUAUGAUAAUAAUUACAAUAAUAAUAUUUAUUAUCAUGGUCGAGAUGAUGAUGAAUAACGUGUAAAAAAAAAAAAAAAACAUAAAAAUAAAAUAUAAAUAUUAAAUAAUAGUGAUAGUAAUAUGUAACGAAUAAUACGAUAUUAUUGUACUAUACAUAAUUAUAUACAUGUAUGUGGUACGUACAUGUCUAUGAAUUUAUACGAUAAUAACACGGUGUAACUGCAAAUAACGAAGAUGGAAAAGAGAAAUUUUUAAACAAUAACAAAAGAAAGAAAAAUAAAUUAAUAAAAGAGAAAAAUAAUAUAUGUGAUCGCUGUAAGUGUCGCGCGCGCGGAGUGAUUCAAGUGCGAAAGGGUUGUAGAUGCAGUUUUUUUUUUUUUUUUUUUUUUCUCUCUUCCGUUACAGAACCGCAACACCGAUAACAACGACACGAUGUACGACGUGUCUUUCGUGUUCUCGAUCUUUCCGGAUAAACGAUUGACGAAGAUUCGCGGUAGGAAAUCAUCGCCGAGUAUCAACUUCUUCGUCUUCGUCAUCGGCAUAUUUUUUUCCUCGUCCGUGUCACGACGACGUGUUAUCGGUACCGGAUACGAGGAGCGAUUUCAUGUAUAAAUUAUUGCACACCUGCAGCACCUGGAUUACGCCAUAUUUAUAGCAUAUUCUAGUGCUAACUUCGAACGGAGUGGAUUUCGAAAGAGAACAAAAUUAAGGAAUCGUAAAUCAAAGAAAUCAAACGUUACGACUGUGCGAUUAACGGACGAUUGGAAUAAUGAGAAAAAAAGCAACAACGUCGACAGCUCGAAGCUUAAUAAUUUGUACGUACAUAUAUAUAUAGUAAUAUUGACAUCGUAAUUAAGUUUUAUUUUUCUUAUUUUCAUCAAUAUUAUAUCGUUGAAUAAUGUAAUAGAUUAUAAAAAUAGAGAGUUGAUGAAAGAAUGAUGUGAAAUUCCGGUGUGACGUAUACAUGAACUGUUAUUAUAGCAUAGCAUAAUAAAAAUGGCACUGCACGGCCGGAAAUUGA